Messenger RNA from Labrus mixtus (cuckoo wrasse), 3832 nucleotides. It is a transcript of the gene fbxl2, whose product is annotated as F-box and leucine-rich repeat protein 2. Gene Ontology annotation, cellular component: SCF ubiquitin ligase complex. Gene Ontology annotation, biological process: SCF-dependent proteasomal ubiquitin-dependent protein catabolic process. Lineage: Eukaryota; Metazoa; Chordata; Actinopteri; Labriformes; Labridae. Bases 508 to 1806 code for a protein of 432 amino acids. The transcript has 14 exons. The record is from RefSeq and is a predicted model, not a curated record. Gene Ontology annotation, molecular function: protein binding.
AGUAAACAGAAAACGUAAAGGGAAAAAACGUCCGUGUCAGUCUUGAUACGUGUGUCCGAUGCGGUGGAUAGAAAGUGAGACGUGAAAUUGGAGCUAAUUUCGCGUGUUUCUUUUGUUCUGUUGGAAGCAAACUUGUCUAUUUGGGGGGCCAGCUGACUCGGGGCUGGAGCGAUGAAGGGAGAGGCGGAAGUGAAGUCACUUGACAGACCGUCCAUGUUAUUAUUGUUAUUUUUGUAGCCCUGCGAUGAGACGGGCUGGGGAGCCGUCGGUCUCCGAGACAACCACCGCUGACGUUACCGCAGGCCGCUCCGGACCGACACCACCACCGCCCUCGCUGACCCGGACUCAGGAGCCUCGCUGACGGCUGGGGGUGGGAGGUGGGAGGAGGAGGGUGUGAGGACCCAGCUCCAGCUCGGCUCCUUCACUACACCCUGGCCGACCAAAAAAUAAAACGGCGUUAAAAAACAAUAACGGUGUUCGUGAAACGGGGACGGUGCCGCCGCAGACAUGAACGGUAUCACCAAGGGCCGGUUCGAGGUGUUCUCAAACAGUGAUGAAGCCCCCAUUAAUAAGAAGCUCCCCAAAGAGCUUCUUCUUAGAAUAUUCUCCUAUCUGGAUGUGGUUACACUCUGUAGGUGUGCCCAAGUAUCCAAGGCGUGGAACGUCCUGGCUCUAGAUGGCAGUAACUGGCAAAAGAUUGACUUGUUCAAUUUUCAGACAGACAUAGAGGGCCGAGUGGUGGAGAACAUUUCCAAGCGAUGUGGAGGCUUCCUGAGGCAGCUGAGCCUCCGGGGCUGCCUGAGCGUGGGAGAUGCCUCCAUGAAGACGUUUGCUCAGAACUGCAGGAACAUCGAAGUGUUGAACCUGAACGGCUGCACCAAGAUCACCGACAGCACCUGCCUCAGCCUCAGCAAGUUUUGCGCCAAACUCAAACAGCUUGAUCUCACGUCCUGUGUGUCGAUCAGCAACCACUCCCUCAAAGCCCUCAGCGAUGGCUGCAGAAUGCUGGAGAUGUUGAACCUGUCAUGGUGUGACCAGAUCACACGCGAUGGAAUCGAGGCUCUGGCUAGAGGCUGCAAUGGCUUACGAGCACUGUUCCUCAGAGGCUGCACACAGCUGGAAGACGGAGCAUUGAAACACCUUCAGAAGCACUGCCCAGAACUCACCACCAUCAACAUGCAGUCUUGCACACAGAUAACCGAUGAAGGCCUGGUCAGCCUGUGCCGAGGUUGCCACAAGCUACAGAUCCUUUGUGUGUCUGGCUGCAGCAACAUCACUGAUGCCUCCCUCACUGCGAUGGGACUCAACUGUCCUCGACUGAAGAUCCUUGAAGCUGCACGAUGCUCCCAUGUUACAGACGCUGGCUUCACUGUGCUCGCCAGGAAUUGUCAUGAGCUUGAAAAAAUGGACCUAGAAGAAUGUAUUUUGGUGACAGAUAACACCCUGGUUCAGCUGUCUAUCCACUGCCCGCGCCUGCAAGCCCUGUCUUUGUCCCACUGCGAGCUGAUCACAGACGAUGGCAUCAGAGCUCUGAGCAGCAGCACCUGUGGACAAGAGCGCCUCACUGUGGUGGAGCUGGACAACUGCCCCCUCAUUACUGAUGUGACCCUGGAACACCUGAAGAGCUGCCAUCGCCUGGAGCGCAUUGAGCUCUACGACUGUCAGCAAGUCACCAGGGCGGGUAUCAAGCGUAUAAGGGCCCACCUUCCAGAGAUCAAGGUCCACGCCUACUUUGCCCCUGUGACACCCCCUCCCUCUGUACAUGGAGGUGGCCAGCGUCUGUGCCGCUGCUGCAUCAUCCUCUGACAGUGGAGGGCCAGGGGGGGCCACCUCUGUCUACAGGUCCUGCUGCUCUGAUUGGGGCUGAAAUCGGGUAUGGGGUGGGGGACUUGGGUAGGUGAAGGGGAGAGGAGGGGCUGGACCCACUCACUGCUCCUGAUCACUGAUCACUACAUAGACUGAUUGCCACUGAUCCCUGAUCAGCUGGACCCGCCCCUCCUCUCUCCUCUCGCUCACUGAUCAGCCACAGCUGCCCCUGGGGUUUGGGCAUGGAGGGGUGGAACGAAAGAAGAUGGAUGGAUGGAUGGACUCCCUCUUUUUCUCUUCGGUCUCAUUGUUUCUUCCACGCUAUAAAGAAAAACACAGGCUCUCCACGCCGUUCUGCUCCACACACCCCUGAUUCCUCAUCUGUGGGUGGAGAGGACUACACCUGGACAGCUAGAUGUGGAUGGGAGGGGUCUGAACUAUGGAACCACAAUGCAUCAUGUUCAAGCUUAAAAAAAAAAACGAUGAUAUUGUCAUCUUGGACAAGAGUUUGCUCAUCUCAACCAAUCACAUGACACCUCAUGUGACCAUCCUGUGAUUCAUUCUGCUUUUACAAAUAAACACCGAGCAUGGAGGUAGAGGAGAGCUGAUAAAAAAAACAAUACAAAACGGAUUAAUAUGAGAUGCUUCGGCACAGCCGGCUGAACUCUCCAGCGUGGAAGAGUCAGGAUUAAAACAGGACAUACAGAACUUGAAAUUUGACAUACUUGUGCAUCUGAGAAACUUUUUGUUGAGAUGUCGAUUCUGUUCGUACAAAGAAUGUUUUGCAAUGGAAAAAAAAAAAAAAGAAUCACAGUAAUGGCCACUCACUCAAAAUUGGAGUAGGCCAACAGAAGUUGUUUUCUUUCUGUUCAGUGCUUAUUGUAAAUGUCCAUGCCUGUGUCAUUCUUUUUAAAAAGGAAAAUAAGAAACUGUUGGACCUAUGAUUCAGACCCUCAGUGUCUAAAAGCAUUAUGUGGGCUCUCUGUGCUACUGGGAUGAGAGGCCUCUCCUGUGUAUUGAUGAUUAUGUUGGUUUGUAGGCCCUGAUCCAAUCCUGUCAGUAGCCCUGUGCACUAGCUCCUACCUGACGACUUAAGCAUUUGUUUACAUCCUGGAUUAGUUUAGCACUACAGACAAACUUGUUUACAUGAAUAGACCUCCAGUCUCCCUAGUGUUUAGAGCAAGUUUAGUGACACUUUUUACAACCGUGGUUUACCCACUGUUUAAUACUGGACUGUGGAGUAAGUUAUUUAAAUUUUUGAGUGUGUGUAUUUCAACAUUCAGGGCUAAAGGUGCAGCUUUGCUGAAAUGAAAACCUGCUUAAAGUUGAGAGUUUAGUUAUGACAUUGUAAGCAAAUGUACCUCAAGGUUAUGACAAUCAUGUGAAUUACUGUAUUUGAAAUUUGGUGUAGUUUUGUAUAAUUGGCAAUUUGUUGAUGGUGUAGAAUAUGAUGAAUUUUCUGUGCUCAACUUACUUAAUGCCCCAAGCAGCACAUAAGGAACUUUAAAAACAUACGAUUUGCAAUUGGUUCGGUGAGAUCCACCAAUCUUUGAUGUUUUAAAUUAAUCAGCCGUGGUUUUCCACUCACCAAAUCAUAGCUCAAACGCAUUUAAUGUAAUGCUUAAAAAAACAACAGUUUAUUUCACUCUAAUCAGACAGUUCUUCCAAUCAAGAUGAUUUAGCAUAGCCAACACAUUCAUCUGCAUGAACUCCUAGUCUGAGAACUGAUGUACAACAAAAAAAAGUUGCAACAUUGUGCUAAAAAAGACUGGCAAAUGUUGUGUAGUUGCCAAGUGCUCAAAGACUGGGGAGACUGGCAGGACUAUGGAUAGGACUGAAACAAGGAGAACAGAUAGAAAGAUGAAGAAAGUCUCAGAUGGACUCAUAAACAUAGCUGACUUGACUGGCUGUGAUACUAAUGCCCUCUCUUUGACUGCUGUUUUAACAAUUUUAUGUUUAAGAAAAUAAAGAAAUAAAUGAAAAAAAUAAACAAAUGAAUAAAUAAAAGUGACUAAUAGUAAACGUG